AUGACGCGUUGGCCCUUUCGUUUGCUACUAUUGCUCUCGGUGGUAGUAAUACUGGUUCCGGGUGUCAUAUCAGUGCGCGAUAGUCAAAAUCGUACUAUAAUUACGGUCGGCUAUUUAACCGCCAUAACCGGUGAGCUCAAAGACAAACAGGGCUUGGCUAUAUCAGGAGCUCUUACCAUGGCUUUAGAUGAGAUUAAUAACGACACAAAUUUAUUACCGGGCGUUGUAUUAGAGUUACGGUGGAAUGAUACCAAGGGUGACACGGUAUUAGCAACCAAGGCUAUAACGCAAAUGAUUUGUGAUGGUGUAGCAGUUAUAUUCGGUCCAGAGGGUCCUUGUUAUGUUGAAGCGAUAGUCACACAAAGUCGUAACAUUCCCAUGAUUUCCUAUAAAUGUUCUGAGAAUAGGGCUUCUCCUAUACGUACAUUUGCGCGCACUGAGCCCCCUGAUACACAGGUUAUUAAAUCUGUAAUAUCAUUGUUACGCUAUUACGGAUGGAAAAAGUUUUCUAUUCUUCAUGAUGAGGUCUGGACAACGGUGGCCGACUUGUUGAAACAGGAGGCAAUUAAAUUCAAUAUGACAAUAAAUCAUAAGGAGUCGUUUAUCGAUAAUAUGCCGAAAUGCUGUGAACUAAUGCUUCCUUGUUGUCGUACAGGAUUUUGGUACCAGGUGGUGCAAAAUACCAUGAAUGGAACUCGUAUCUAUGUAUUUUUGGGCACGGCUAGUGCUUUAGUUGAUUUUAUGGCUUCAAUGGAUACAGCGAACCUCUUUGCCAAGGGUGAAUAUAUGGUUAUAUUUGUGGAUAUGAUGACUUACACACCAAAAGAAGCCGAAAAGUAUUUGCGUAAACCCGAUCAGGUAGAACAUAUGAAAACGUGCGAUGAAUCUGAAAACUUCUCUCAGCGUGCUCGCAGCUUAUUAGUAGUAGCCUCCACUCCACCCACCGAUAGCUAUGAAAAUUUUACAGCGAAAGUACGCCAAUAUAAUUUGCAAGAUCCCUUCAAUUUCGUAUUACCAUCACUAUUCCACAGUAAUAAUUUUAUCAAGUUCGUUUCAAUCUACGCCGCAUACCUUUAUGAUUCUGUUAGACUUUACGCUUGGGCUUUGGAUAAGUUGCUGCGCGAAAAGAAAAGCAAAUUGAAUGAUAAUGAGGUGCAUGAUGUAGCUAGCGACGGCAUAGAAAUUGUCGAAACUAUUAUCAGUAAUCGUACAUAUAAAAGUGUUACUGGUGCUACAAUCAAUAUUGACAGUAAUGGUGAUUCAGAGGGUAAUUUUUCGGUGUUGGCGUACAAACCAUUCAAAUACUCUUAUCGCGAAAACUUAUCAUGUAAUUUUCAUAUGGUACCUGUGGCUCAUUUUCAGCAAGGACGUGAUAUUCCAGAAUACAAACUCAUUAAUGGUUCGAUACGGGUCGAUUGGCCAUCGGGCGGUGAUCGUCCAUUCGACGAGCCCAUGUGUGGCUUUGCUAAUGAAUUAUGUAAAAAAGAUGAUCGUCACAUAACGUCGUUAGUAGCAGCCGGCAUAUUAGGUCUUCUGUUAUUUUGUGCUGGAGUUGUUACCAUGAGCAUAUAUCGGAAGUGGAAGAUUGAACUUGAAAUCGAGGGUCUUCUUUGGAAAAUUGAUAUAAACGAAAUUAAAGGUUACUCGGGCAACGAUAUUGUCUCGUCGCCUAGCAAGUUGAGCUUGAUUAGUGCCCAAUCAUUUGGUUCUCGUUGCUCAAAUCAAGUAUUUACAUCUACAGCCCGUUUACGUGGAGCUGUUGUACGUAUUAAAGAAUUAAGAUUUCUUCGAAAGAAGGACAUGUCGCGAGAGAUUAUGAAGGAGAUGCGGUUGUUGAGGGAAUUGCGUCAUGACAACGUAAAUAGUUUUAUUGGAGCUUGCGUAGAGCCGACGCGCAUUCUGCUAGUCACCGAUUACUGUGCUAAGGGCAGUUUGUACGAUAUCAUUGAGAAUGAAGACAUUAAAUUGGAUGAUUUGUUUAUAGCUUCACUUAUACAUGAUUUGAUUAAGGGUAUGAUUUAUAUACACGAUUCUUCGUUGGUAUAUCACGGCAAUUUAAAGUCAUCAAAUUGUGUUGUCACUUCACGUUGGAUGUUACAAGUGGCUGAUUUCGGAUUACACGAUUUACGAUACUGUGCUGAGAGUGAAUCUAUCGGUGAACAUCAGCAUUAUAGAAACCAAUUCUGGAAAGCGCCUGAAUUAUUAAGGAAUUCUCAUAUUUAUGGCUCGCAGAAGGGUGAUGUAUAUGCCUUCGCGAUUAUAAUGUACGAGAUAUUUAGUCGAAAAGGACCAUUUGGUCAAACAAUGUUUGAGCCAAAGCAGAUCGUAGAUUUGGUAAAAAAGAAACCAAUUAAGGGCGACGCCCCUUUUCGACCAGAAUUAGAGUGCAUAAUUGAAGGCGAAUUAUGUCCAGAUUACGUCUUGAGUUGUAUUACAGAUUGUUGGCAUGAAGAUCCUGAAGUCAGACCUGACUUUCCCACAAUCAGGAAUCGCCUAAAAAAGAUGCGUGGCGGUAAAACGAAAAACAUCAUGGACCAAAUGAUGGAAAUGAUGGAGAAGUAUGCUAACAAUUUAGAAGACAUUGUUAACGAAAGAACUCGUUUGUUAUGCGAAGAGAAACGGAAAACAGAGGAUUUAUUACAUCGCAUGUUACCGCAAUCGGUAGCUGAGAAAUUAACCAUGGGUUUGGGCGUUGAACCCGUCUCGUACGACUUAGUUACCAUUUACUUCAGCGAUAUCGUGGGUUUUACAGCCAUGUCUGCCGAAAGCACACCUUUGCAGGUGGUUAAUUUUCUUAAUGACCUGUACACAGUUUUUGAUCGCAUCAUCCGUGGUUACGAUGUGUACAAAGUAGAAACAAUUGGUGACGCCUAUAUGGUAGUGUCUGGAUUGCCAAUUAAAAAUGGUAAUCGCCAUGCGGGUGAAAUUGCCUCCAUGGCUUUAGAAUUACUACAAGCAGUGAAGCAGCAUCGUAUAGCUCAUCGACCCAAUGAAACACUUAGAUUGAGGAUUGGUAUACACACCGGCCCUGUUGUAGCUGGUGUAGUUGGUUUGACAAUGCCGCGUUACUGUUUAUUUGGCGACACCGUAAACACUGCCUCUCGAAUGGAGUCAACAGGCGAAGCGUUAAAAAUUCAUAUAUCUAGUAAAUGUAAAGAUGCCUUAGACAAAUUAGAAGGUUAUAUUACAGAGAAACGAGGUGUUGUGCAUAUGAAAGGAAAAGGUGAAGUGAUAACUUAUUGGUUAAUAGGAGCUACGGAAAAAGCUAUACAAAAGAAACCUGUUGAUAUGACUGAUUUACCUCCACCUCUUUUUUGCCGCCCACGAAGGAGUCCGAAAUUGAAUUCUGAUUCCCGUCAACCAAGUAUUAUUGGCAUGCCAUAUGGAGCGAACGGUUCGAGACGUCAAUCUAGUGUUCCAAAGGCUGACCUUGAGUCUAAUUACAGUUUGCAAGGUUCUACAUAUCAAAUGCAACGUGAUUCGCCCCGAUUACCACCGAAAUGUUACGAACGGCUUGCAACAAACGGGUUUGGGAGCUUUCAAGGUAACAGCAUACCGGAGCGUAUAAGUUAUUAUGGUAGUGUUGGUAUAGGCGUUGCUGGUAAAGUGCUAGAUGUCGCACAGUUAUCGCAUAAUACUUUGGAGCAUUCCGAAAUGAACUGUGAUAGCAAUAGUGUUGGGAUAAAUUACAGCGUAGGUGUCAUCGCAAUCUCUAAUGAUUUCUCCCAGAAACCUUUGGCUAUGGUACGACCUCAUCGUCGAAUAAACUCGACGGCUCUAACUGAUGAAAUAUAUGGUAGUGGUGUUAUAUGUGAUAAUACAGUAUUCGCGGCGCAUAAUUUGCGGGAAGCACUUUCUUUAGACCCUAUACCAUUUCAUUUACGUAGGCGGCACGAAUCCGUAAAACUGCCGCCAUCCAAACUUAAAAAGAACAAUUCGCGAUCUUUAGAUACUGGUGUGGCGCUGAUAAGUGCCAACCCAAAUGGUGAAAUUGAUAACGCAUCAGGAUUACCGAUUAGACAACAUAGAGAGGCUAAGGCUGGCGUUGCAAGUGAUAUAGCCACGACAGAGCAACUAGGCAAUGAGGAUAUUGGUUUACUAAUAGCCUGCGAUAACGGCGAUAUAAAUUUGCAAAAUUCGGCUACUAUCGUGCCAGUAGGACCGUCUUUACUCAACCGAAGGCGUAGUGGAGGAGGUUUUCUUGGGAGCCCGACACCCCUUCUUACUACACUACCAUAUAAACACCUAAAUAAUAAUUGUAAUGGUGAUUUAACCAUUGAGGAAGACGUACAAUCACCUCUCUUGCAGCGUCAACCUUAUCCUUCCAGUGUCAGUGCUAGUAUGGAUAGAUUGAAACGAUGGCAUUCCUUGGAAAAUAUAGAGCAUCAUACCGGUAACAGUGUUAGCUAUGCGGACGACAUCGAUGGCACUCAAGCGAGCAGCUCUGUUAUACCGAAGAUAACAAAAAAAUCUGCACGAAAUGUAUCUGAUGAGGGCAACUCGUCAUCCCUGUUCAAUCGUUUAGUGAGUAUAUUCCACGGUAAUGGCAAGAGAACCAGCGAAGCAUCGUUACGAAGAGUAGGUAUUUUGCCUAGUGCAGUAAGAAGAGUACCUGGUUUCAGCGACAUGGGCGGGACUAACCGCGAUCGAGAGAGUAUUGUAUAAACAGUAAAGAGGGGCAAACGAGAACGAGGAUAAGCAUCCUAAAUAUUUUAUAUAACUUUUGUUUUUAGUUUAGGAAGCAUUUUAGAAUUGCGUCUAGUCACAGUCUCCAGACUAGUUGUUUACUUGUACUAUAUAUGUUAUUUACAUUUUGUGUAAUCACUUCGUUUAAAUAUUAGUUAAAAAAUAACACAAUUAACCAAAACAAAUGUUGUACGCAUACAAACAUAUAUUACGAUAUACGAUAGAUUGAUUUCAUUGUAUAUUCGCAAACCACAUAUAUGGGUGUGUGUAGACAAAAGGAAAACAUUUCAAUGAAUGUGAAAUCAUGAGACUUCUCCACCAAACAAAAAAACCUUAUUAUAACACAAGAAUAUUUUACCAUACAAGCAGAAAAUAAUUUUAGAAUCAUAGGUACUUCAUACAUGUACAUAGACAUAUAGACCACAUAGAUCAUAUUUAAAGUUUAGUCAAUGAUGAAAGCGCAUUAUCUCUAUUUAAAAUUUUUUAUUUGAAUUCGAUUUUAAGAAUGAAAUAUUCAUUUCAAAGCUAUUUUGCAUUCAAUUAAAAAAAAGAAAAAAAAAUUGUAUAUAAAUAAACUCAAUCAAAAUAUCGUUAGGAAAGAUUAUUGGAAAGGCGAAUUAACGACAAAGCUUUUUUCUUUGCUUUUAUGGCCCAAUAUAUUAUAGGUAAUGUAAUACCCAUAACUUUUAUCUUCAUUUGAAAACUUCUGGAUAAGCACUUACUUGUUUAUUAAACCGAUAGCAUCAAUAAUUUUUCGAAUGCCUCAAGAAAUGCUUGUCUAGCCAGAUGGCUGCAUAAGUAUUUCUUGAUUAGAUUUGCAAUACGGUAAUAAACAUACAGUUGAUCUGUUAAUAUAAAAAAAUUAUAAUACAUAAAUUUGAAUUUACUACCACACGCAGCUGUGUAGAAAGUAAAAUAUCCUGCCGAUUAGUUUUUAUGAUAUGAGGUUAAAACAUUUGACUUGCGAGAUAUUUAUAUUUCUACACCCGUGUAAGUAAAUUUUGUUUAUACCUAUUGGAAGGAUAUUAUUCUUUAGAAUUAAAUACUUUUCAAUAUAUCGAUUUAAAAUUUGUCGAUAAGCUCUUUACCAACUCACUAAGGUGACCGCAAGAAACAUAUAUCUACUUUAGGUGAUAGGUUAAUAGGGGUUUUCCUCAAGACGAAUGUAGGUUUCUUACUUGUUUUGAUGUAUGUAUGUAUCCAAUACGCUUCUAGAAGUAUAUGUGUGGGUUAAAUAGAGCUAAAUUGAGUUAAGAUUUUUUUUGUUUUUAAAUUAAUUGUACUAAGCGUUAAAAUAUUUGGUACGUCAUACAACAUCGCGAAAAAGAACUUACCAUUAAAUAUAAUUUUAGUGAAUGAAUGUAGUUUAGGAGCACUUAGAUAAAUUUUUAGU
Messenger RNA from Glossina fuscipes, 6079 nucleotides. Its product is annotated as receptor-type guanylate cyclase Gyc76C-like. The record is from RefSeq and is a predicted model, not a curated record. Lineage: Eukaryota; Metazoa; Arthropoda; Insecta; Diptera; Glossinidae. Gene Ontology annotation, biological process: intracellular signal transduction; cGMP biosynthetic process; receptor guanylyl cyclase signaling pathway. Bases 1 to 4665 code for a protein of 1554 amino acids. The transcript has 14 exons. Gene Ontology annotation, molecular function: ATP binding; guanylate cyclase activity; peptide receptor activity.